AUGGCUAACCCAAAACGAGAGUUUGAUUACUUCGAGGGAUUUCGUAUCGCUGGUUCCGCCAUAGAAGACGAAAGUACACCCUGGCCCAAUGUUCCAAAGUUUAAAGAAAAGCUUUUAGCAUUUGCUGAUAUGUGCAAAGUACUCGAGAUGAGACUGUUAAAAGCUCUCGGAAGUGCAAUGCGAUUAAAAGAUCCUGAAUAUUUUUGCAAAUGUCAUUCGCUGAUGAAUAAAAAGGGAAAUAUGUCAACGAUGAAAGUUGUGAGUUAUCCGCCAGUUCCCACAGAUGAUUCUUUGAAAGAAAACCAAUUCCGUGUAGCUGACCAUACAGAUUGGACAACAUUGAUUCUGUUAUUCCAAGAUCAAAAUGGAGGAUUACAAUCAAUAAAUGCAAAAGGAGAAUUUGCUGAUGUUACACCCAUACCAGGAACAAUAAUCGUAAAUCUUGGCGAAACAAUACAGAAAUGGAGUGGAGGAAGACUGCGUGCAACGCUCCAUCGUGUUGUGCCACCUCGCGAUCAAAGUAACAGGAUGAAUACACGAAGAUCAAUCGUGUAUUUUGGUCAAGCUGAUGAUAACGCUUUGAUGGAGGAAUUCGAGUACGAAGAUGGGUUUGGUCACGAAGCAUCCAAUGAUCAAACGGACAAGAUUACAGUCAAGGAAUACAUGGAUAGGCGUUUCAUAGAAGUAUUUUCGUAAUGGUGAUAAAAAGAUUUUGACAUACAAUCUUUAUUUUUAAUCGACACUGCUUUAUCGAAUUUGGACAUUAGUAUAAGAUAGCUGAAGAUUACAGCAUGGAAAAAUAUGUCACGAGUAGUGAAUCUAUGAAUAUUUUCCAAAUGGUGAUCUGAUUUAAUCAUUAAGGUAACUAACUGAUCGAAUCUUUUAUCUUUCAUGAUCAUCUUCUAUCUAGCUGAUCGAUGUGUUUACUUUAGAAUUUUUCAAAACUGUAUCUUGUAAGCAGUAUGCGAAUUGCGAUUGAAAUCGAAUAAGUUUGAGUCAGAUUUCCCACGAUAUUAUCUGUUGAAUUUUUAAGUUGAAUGUCCACUCAUGCCAUGACUCUAUUGCAACCCAUUUCCUCGAGAAAAACUUGGUUCAUUCAUCGAUUAAUAAAUUUGGAAUACGAACAAUUUCACUGUCGUAUAAAAUAAGCUUGCAAAAUAGCUCUUGUUAAAUACUAGCUAACCAUUCGUAUAAAUGUACAUACAAAAAUGAAUCAGUACUCCUUUUUAACAAGACAAGAAAAUUGAUUAUAUAACUGUGGCUGAAAACAAGAAUGACAAGUAAUAACAGGAAUAUGCAUUAGGAGCUUGGCGUGUGCACGAGCUUAUUUGAGGUUACCCGUCGACUCAGGCACCUUGAAGUCAUGUUCUGGCACCUUCUUCAUUUUGACAAAUUGUCACGCCUUAUUGGCCACAUUUGUUGAGGAAAAGGUGUAGAGUGUAGACUAUUUCAAGGAAAUACUUGUCAAAAUAUUGUUGAUCAGAUGAUUCAUUCCUAAUCCCAAAAGUUGUCCAUCCUAUGACAAUAUAAACAAGAAGGAAUUGAAACUGCUGGGGGACACAAGCAUAAUAACAGCUAUUAUGGAAGAAAAAAUACAGAUGGCAAACCUCAAAACUUGCAAAGUACGAUUUAUUGUUUCGAUUAAACAUAUUAUGAUUCAUCCUGCAUUCUCAAACAGCAAACGGGCAGUUCACCAUUUGAGUGAGGUAAUUGAGGUGCAGACAAAACGUCACAGAUUACGACGACGACGACCUCUGUAAUUCUGAAACGGAUUUUUUGAAAUUUCCUUUAAUAUUAGAUGACGCUCUCUCGUUUGGGCGAUAGACCAACUUUUACGAGGCGCGUGAUGCAUUUCUUAUGGCAUUUGACAGUGAACAAUUAUUUGCGUCGAUUUUUCUUGCAUAUUCUGCUGAUCUUGAUUCGUUUCACAUUAUGUAUCGAACGCUAAUAUAUCCCAGCCCGCCAUACGGUGCUAAUUUUGGCUGUUUCCUCAAUUUGCGUUAAGUCGUGGAUUAAUAAUAUUGCCAACGUAUCAGUCAAAAGCGUACAACAACAACCACAGAACAUUAACCAAUAUGGUUUAUCGAAAUCGCUCCCUCAUUUACCUGU
Styela clava is the source of this 2109-nucleotide messenger RNA. RefSeq lists its product as uncharacterized. The record is from RefSeq and is a predicted model, not a curated record. Lineage: Eukaryota; Metazoa; Chordata; Ascidiacea; Stolidobranchia; Styelidae.